AAGAGUGUCACCACCAUGUACGGCAGCUACACCACCGGUGGCGCCGCCUCCACCCACCUGUAUGGCACCCAGUACCCCGGGGGCCCACCUUCACUCCCCUCCCCCGCCGCUGAACCCCUGGUGUUCACAGUGCCGCCGCCCCCCCCAGCCUACCAGCCUCCCCACGACACCUGUGUCUCCUGCAGCACCUGUGGGCGGAGCACUACGCCCGCCCACCAGUUCCAGUACUCGUCGCCCACCCUCACCACCUCAACCUCCAGCCAGUCCGAGGAGGACCGCACUCUGGCGCUACAACUGAGGGCAGCGGCCAUCUUCAACAAGACGGACAUUACUCUGCCUUGUGGAUCUCUCUCACUGCCGCCCCCCGCUCUUACCUACCCUCCUCCUUCCACCCCUAUCACUACCACCACCACCUUCCCUUAUCCCCCACCCUCCCACCACUACGACACUAGCACGGCAUGCAUCACCCCCUACUGCACGUGUGACGCCUCCCCCAACAGUAAUUGCUCAAGUUCCUCCUCGCCGCUCUCCUGUCCCAACCUCUCCCUCGUCGCCGCUCCCCCCUCCUGCAUAACCUCGGGCAUGGUGACCCCCUCCAACACCGCUUACCUUGACUCUCCGUCUCCCUCAGGGAUGAAGCGGAUGUCGGAGAUGGAAGGAGAAACACCACUUAAACGUCCUCGCCCCGCUGGUGACACUGAGCUGCGACUCCUCAUCCAGAGCAAGGCUGCAGGCUCGGUGAUCGGCAAGGGAGGCCAGAACAUUUCUCGUUUACGCAGCGAGAAUCCAGCCAGUAUUACCGUGCCCGAUUGCCCAGGCCCCGAACGAGUGCUGACCAUCGGUGGGUCGGAGGAGGUGGUCCUCAAGGUACUAAACGAAGUCCUGGAAUGUCUCGAUGAGGCGCUGCAGAAGGGGACAGAGUCUGACGCACGUAUGCUGGUGCACCAGAGUCAGGCAGGCUGUGUUAUCGGCAAGGGUGGCAGCAAGAUCAAGGAACUCCGCGAGGAAUGUGGGGGACAGAUCAAAGUGUACACAAACUGCUGCCCCCAGUCCACAGACCGUGUCAUUCAAAUCACUGGCGACCGUGACCGCGCCGUCCUUACCAUCACUCGUAUAUUGGAACUUAUCAAAGAAAGCCCCAUCAAGGGUAUGAACAACCCCUACAACCCACACAACUUCGAUGAAUUCUUUGCUAAUGAGUAUGGUGGCUGGGGAGAGUCGCCCAAGGGCAGGUUUCCAGGUGGGCCAAUGGGCCGACCACCCCACAUGGGUCCAGGUGGACCAAUGGGACGAGGACCAAUGGGCCCACCUGGCGGUCCACCUGGUGGACCACCUGGCCCACCCCCAUUUGGAAGGCGUGGCCCCAUGGGCCUCCCACAUGGCCCUCCACCACCCAUGCGAGGUCCGCCCAAUGGUGACUUUGAUGGCAUGAUGAACAAGGGCAAACCAUUUAUGAAUGGCAGUGACCCACACAAUGGAGAUCUACCCACAACCUCAACUCAGGUGACCAUACCCAAGGAUGCAGCUGGUGCUAUUAUUGGGAAGGGUGGAGCAAGGAUUCGUAAGAUUCGUUCAGAUUCUGGAGCUUCCAUCUCUAUCGAGGACUCGCGACCAGGUGCCAAUGACCGUGUCAUCACUAUCAAUGGAAGCGAACCUCAGAUCAAGCAUGCCCAGUAUUUGCUUCAGCAGAGUGUGCGCGAGUAUGGAGGAGACCACGACUACACGCCAGACUUUGAUCAUGAUCAGACUAGUGUGCGUGAAUAUGGAGGUCAGGCAGGUCGCAGAUACUGAAGCACCCACACCAUGUCCAUCACUCAUCACAUUCUCAAGUUGAUGAAGCAGACACACUAACACAUGCAACAAGGCUAAAAAAAAAAAAAAAAUAGAUUAAGAAUUAAUUUGGAAGAAAAGUUGUUACACACGUGAUGUAGAAUGUAUAUUGUAGGAUUAAGGAGCCUCUCAUAACACUGACGCUCAUGAUGUAGAAUUUUAGCUGAGUACCGCUAAAAAAAGUGUUGGGCUUGUCGUCGUUGUACGCUGCCAAGCUGGAUUGGAAGUCAAAUGUCAUUGGUUAUAGAAGUACUACAUCUCUUGUAAAUGCUAAUUAGUGUUUUUUGAUGGGGAUUAUUAAGUUGGUGCUCAGGAGUAUUCCUUGUAGGGCACAGAGCAUUGCCAGGGCAUACAUGGUUUCAGUGAUGGCAUGGGUAAGCAAAUCGGUUAAUGAGCACUGUCAGUGGAAUGACCUCACAGGUGACGACUAGGAUUCCAUCCAAUAUUUUGAAGUAACUGUUAAUCAAAAGGAUAACCUGUAUAGUUUUUUACUUCAAACCAGUAUUUCAGUUUAUGAUCAUAUCAGACUUGCAUACUUUGAUUUCUUUCUGCUUAAACUCACCAUCUACUGAUAGAUUCUCCACAUUAAACUUGCCAUUUGGAAAGAAAUAUCUGGAAGGGGAUGAUGAAAUUCGUCAUUAUUUAGACUUCGUCUUGGAAGCCUAACGUCCACUAAUUAACUAUGAAUAUUCAGGUAUUUGACUAAAUAAACUAGCUCCAAAGUAAUCACCGAUGUAUUUUUGUACAAUUUUAUUGUCAUAAUAUUUGUUUCAUGUUAUUCUACAUAUGGAUUACUAAUAACUGUUGUCAUCUCGCCCCCAAGUACUUCUACUAUGAGAAUUUCUUAAAUCCUUCUAUUACUCAUCUUGGAUGUCCCACAUCAUGUAGGACAAGCUAACUUCCUUUACUCUUUAAAACCUAACUACAAGAUUACUCUUCCUAGACCAGCUUUUCCAGUUUCACAGCCUCUAUCAGUCGGUCCCCUCUGAAUUGAAGUAUCUUUCCAUGAGGGUUGUAGUCAGAUAUAUUUCUUGCCUUAACUCCUGUGCAAAGACCCUGACUGUUUAGGUGUUGUACUCUUUCAUGUAGAGGCUAUAUUGCCCCUUUGCUUAGCUCGGUUUUCUCUGUGGGACGUACUUGAGAUGUUUACUUAGCCGAGUUUGGUUUGAGGAAGGUCCCUAACAUAAUUUAUAAUUUUUGUUUUAGCAGUGUAAUAGAUUGUAUUUUAUCCUUUAUCUUGUAAACAUUUGUCACGUAGAGAAAAUUUAGGAAUAUUUUAAGAGGAGAGGUUGUAUGCACUGGUCCUAGAAUGUAUUUAGUGAAAGGCAUUGCCGAGAUCAAUCGCAGUUAAGUUAACAUCUAAGUUACUCCCCUAUAUGUAUGUAUGUCUGUACCUGAUAAUUGAAGCCAUUGUCCGUGUACAAAGGUAUCGUUGUCACCACUAAAAGAAAGACAAAGGACACUCGCCAGAACUUUCUGUAAUCCCCCCCCCCCCCUUUCCCCUCCACACUUGAAUUAUCAGUGCCCUUUCCCCAUAUUUUCCCGUCUUGUUUACCUUCUUGACAUUGUAUUUUGUCGAGAAAGAUGCUCCUAAUGAAUAGAAAUUGAUUGCCAAAAUCUGCUUGGAAAUAGUUUGUAUUUGUGUUCUGCUUUUGUUUGAAUCUAUCAUAGGUUUUUAAACCUAAAUAAAGUUUCAUAAAGUGUGAUUUGGCUACUUGUUUGAGAAAGUGUUUAUUGAAGUCAUCCCUGCUUUUGUAGGUAAAGUAGACAUUCCAUGCAGCCCAGUUUUGUUAUAAAUGACCAUUAUUUUUGUUACUGAAUCUGCCAAAGCCUGCCAUUCAGUGCAACAGAUGUUGGAUUAAUAGGGCCAUUUUCUUUUCAAGGCCUGUACAUGGUGGUUUCUUUUUUUUCCAAGUUAUGAAAAGUUGUAUACUAAGAUUUGUAAUUAUGAAUUAUUUUCGUAUUCCCAACAAAUAUUAGCUCUUGGCAGAGCUCCAGUGGAAGUUGAUCAGGUUUCAAUUUCAUUUUAUGCAGUUUGGAGCAAGCUUUUCCCUAUAAUGUAAGACAGAGCCUUAACUCUUAUAGGAAUUAGGUACUCGGUCCCCAUUGCCUGCAUACAUUAGUAUUUGAAGUUAUUACCUCGUAUAGAGUUUAUGUCCAGUGGUAUCUAGAAUUUCUAACGAGAAACACUAUUUGCUCCUCAGGGGAUCACAUUUAACUAUGCAUCAACUGGCCCAAGAGAAAAUAACUCGUAUGGAUGGCCAUUUAUAUGCACUAGACCACUACGAAAUGAGUUGUCACUCCUUGUGAACUUCGAUGACAUCUUUACACACACUGUUCUUCCAUUGUAGUGAAAUAUUUGUAAAGACAAGUUGUCUUUUAAUUAUGAUUUCACAUGUCCAGAAAAUGGUUAUGAUGGUAUGAACAUUAAAUCUGGUAGUCUAAGAUGUGCCUAUGGUCCCCUGGAUAGCAAGUAUUGUCCUGCAAUUUGACUGGAUGUUCACAUAUAAGAGAUUUGAUUUAUACAUAAGGACCAGACACUGUUACUUGUGUCCAUAGUUUAAAACUCUUGAAGCCAUCCAUUUUGUAAUGUGAUUAAUGUAUUUUGCAUUCAUAUAAAGGAAUAAAUACCAGAAGAAA
Procambarus clarkii (red swamp crayfish) is the source of this 4470-nucleotide messenger RNA. It is a transcript of the gene HnRNP-K, whose product is annotated as Heterogeneous nuclear ribonucleoprotein K. Lineage: Eukaryota; Metazoa; Arthropoda; Malacostraca; Decapoda; Cambaridae. Gene Ontology annotation, biological process: regulation of mRNA splicing, via spliceosome; regulation of transcription by RNA polymerase II. The record is from RefSeq and is a predicted model, not a curated record. Gene Ontology annotation, molecular function: mRNA binding. Gene Ontology annotation, cellular component: cytoplasm; nucleus.